AUGUGUGAAGUUGGUAUGCAAGUUAAUCAGAAAACCCAUAAGGUUGGUAUACGAGUAUCUAAUAUUACUCUUGAAAGUUAUAUUUAUCUACUUCAAUUACAGUUAAACUCUAAAAUAAAUGAGAUAGAAGAUCUUAAAAAACAAUUAGAUUAUGCAUAUAACUAUGUAAUGGAAAGUUGGAAACAU
Messenger RNA from Dentiscutata heterogama, 186 nucleotides. The record is from the annotation of a GenBank genome assembly. NCBI's taxonomy places the organism in Eukaryota, Fungi, Glomeromycota, Glomeromycetes, Diversisporales, Gigasporaceae.